AUGUAUUUCUUGUCGUAAAAACAUUGCAAAAGCAACAUAAUUUUACAUUCUUAAUUUGGGUUUCAUCUAUUUAUAUAAUUUGUUAUAGAUACUUGGAAUUAUAAGAUUUAGAGUAUUUUGAAAAUGAUAAAUUGUGAUAUAAUUGCAUUAGAAUAUUAUCGAAUAGACUCAUAAGAUGGUACAUUCUUAAUUGUUCCUAAUUAUCAUUCUAUAAACAAUGAUGAAAAUUUGGGCUUUCUAUACAAAUAUUAAAGAUAUAUGUAUAAGGAGAUGCAAGAUUUUUUAAAAUUAUCCUUAACUUUUAAAUAAUAAAAAGGUUCUUUAAUAAAGAUUAAUGAAUAAUUAAAAAAUUAAUAAGAACUUUAUGGAAUUAAUUUUUCAGAGAUUCCUUUGAAGGAAAUUAUUUUCAUUCUUAUUGUUAAUGCAGACUUUAUUUUUUGGGUAUAUUUAAUUGAAUACAUAAAAUUUCAAUUUUUCAUUAUAAAUUAGAUAAUUAAGAUAAUAAAGUUAUAUAAUAAGAUUUAAAUCAGUUUAUUAGUGAUUAAUAUAUUGAUAUUGUUACUGAAAAAAAAUUUAAUUUUGUUUUAUUUAUUUAUCAAUUAUGGAUUAGAAAGGAAUGAUUCAUGCUCUUGGAAAUUUAAUAAUUAUAUUAUUUAUCUCAAAUAAGAGCAACAGAACAAGAAUGGUUAGGAAUAUAAAUAAUAUUAUUAAAGAGUAAAAACCUGA
Paramecium sonneborni is the source of this 726-nucleotide messenger RNA. Lineage: Eukaryota; Ciliophora; Oligohymenophorea; Peniculida; Parameciidae. The record is from the annotation of a GenBank genome assembly.